AUGAGCUGUGGCACCAAGUCUUCCAGUAGCGUCACUAGAAGCAGUGGCGGUGGCGGUGGUGGCGGCGGUGGCUGCGGUAGCGGCGGCGGUGGCAGCGGCAGCGGGGGAGCCCGUAGGUCUGGCGGGUACUCCUCGGUGUCCAGCAGGAGGUACACCUCCUCCGGGGGAGGCGGAGGCUUUUCCGGGAGAAGCUUUGGUGGAGGAGGAUCCGGGAGAAGCUACGGAGGGGGAUUUAGCAGUGGGAGUUGCGGAAGGAUUAGCCGCAGUAGCUAUGGCGGGAGGAUGAGCGGUGGCAGUUUUGGAGGAGGAGGAAUGGGCUGUGGGAGCAUGGGAGGAGGCUUUGGAUCCGGCGGAGGUGGCUUCGGAGGAAUGGGAGGUGGUUACGGAAGCAGCUUUGGUGGAGGUGGCUUUGGUGGUGGCAGCUACAGUGGAGGUGGGUUUAGUGGCUUUGGGGGCAGCAGCGGCUUUGGCGGUGGUGGCUACGGAGGAUUUGGUGAAGAUGGCAGCUUGCUCUCCACCAACGAGAAGCUGACCAUGCAGAACCUCAACGACCGCCUGGCUACCUACAUGGAUAAAGUGCGGAGACUGGAAGAAGAAAAUGUUCAAUUUGAGCGGCUCAUCAGAGAGUGGUACCAGAAGCAAGGGCCCACUGGUUCCAAGGACUACAGCCAGUAUUACCGAACAAUUGAUGACCUGCAAAACCAGAUUGUUAAUGCGAGCGUGGACCUUCAUAAGAUCCUUCUCGACGUUGACAACACCAGGAUGACUGUGGAUGACUUCAGACUGAAGUAUGAAACUGAGUACAGUCUCCACCAGAGUGUGGCAAGUGAUAUUAAUGGAUUACGUCCACUUUUGGACCAACUGACUCUAGCAAGAUCCGACCUGGAGACACAGUAUGAAUCCCUAAAAGAGGAACUGAUCUAUCUUAAGAAGAACCAUGAGGAGGAAAUGAGAGGACUGCAAACACAAACUGGUGGGGACGUCAAUGUGGAGGUCAAUGCUACUCCUGGCAUUAAUUUGAUGGAAAAAUUAAAUGAAAUGCGCUUUGAAUAUGAACGUCUUAUUGAGAACAACCGCAGAGAGGUGGAAAGUUGGUAUGAAACCAAGAUCGAAGAAGUUAAUCAACAAGUCCACUCAAGUGGCCAGGAGAUUCAGUCAAGCAACCAGCAGGUCUCUGAGCUGCGCCGGGAAUACCAGAGCCUGGAGAUCGAGCUGCAGUCGCAGCUCAGCAUGGUGGACUCUCUGCAGUCCAACCUGGAGGACACCGAGCGCCGCUACAACCUGCAGCUGCAGCAGAUCCAGGCCAUGAUCGGCCCCAAACAGUUAGAUUUGCAAAACAGCUUUUGUGAACUGAACACCCAGACAGAGCCUCGGAAAGGGAUAUCGGGAGAGAAGUCUCCUUCUGAGAUGAAAAACGCACCCGACUGACUGUUUUUUUUCUCUCCCUCCUUCUUUCUUUGCAGCAUCCCAGGAGGAGGAAUAGGAGGAGGAACGGGAGGAGGCAGAAUAGGAGGUGGCGGCUAUUCUGGAGGAGGGAGAGGAGGCAGCGGUGGAUUUGGAGGAGGCAGCGGUGGAUUUGGAGGAGGCAGCAGUGGAUUUGGAGGAGGCAGCGGUUCUUCCAGCGGUGGAAUGGGAGGAGGAAGCAGCGGAGGAGGAAUAGGAGGAGGCAGUGGGGGAGGAUCCUGCGGCAUCAUUGGAGGAGGAGGAGGAGGGGGAAGCGGCAGCAUUGGUGGAGGAGGCGGCGGAGGAAGAAUCUCCGGAGGCGUCAGCAGUUCCCACUCCUACUCUUCAUCUUCCCAGUCAUGCGGUGGUGGAAACCAAGGAUAUGGAAGAAAGUCUUUUGACUAAGAACCGAUAAUCCUACGGCACCAGACCCUUCAAACUGAAAU
Molecule: messenger RNA, 1889 nt
Organism: Tinamus guttatus (white-throated tinamou)
Lineage: Eukaryota; Metazoa; Chordata; Aves; Tinamiformes; Tinamidae
Source: RefSeq, a predicted model, not a curated record